Molecule: messenger RNA, 1500 nt
Organism: Oppia nitens
Lineage: Eukaryota; Metazoa; Arthropoda; Arachnida; Sarcoptiformes; Oppiidae
Gene: KrT95D
Product: phosphofurin acidic cluster sorting protein 1-like
Exons: 2
Coding region: 214-1374 (386 amino acids)
Biological process (GO): protein localization to plasma membrane
Source: RefSeq, a predicted model, not a curated record
UGAAUUAGUGAGCAAUGGUUUGACGUUUUAAGGAUUGGCUCAAUGUUUAUGAUAUGAGAGUUAUAUUUACAUUGAAUUGUGUCAACAAUUUUGUUAUGUUUUGGUGACCAAUGAUGACCAUUGAUGAUGAUGUCUAUGUCAACAUUGAUGACAAUUGAAGAGUGAUGAUCUGAUUGUGUUGUGGAUCAGUUGUCACCCGCACGACAUCAAGACAUGAAUAAUAGCAGUGACUUCAGGCUGUGUUCACUACAUAUGACUCGUUUGACAUUAUGUAAGCCCUUGGGAUCAGAUGUGGCAACUGUUAUGAUAGCCGUCAAACUGCAGAGCUCUAAGCGAACCCUACGAUCAAAUGAAAUAACAGUUCCGGUCAUUGGCGACUCGGGUACCGGUACUGUCCAGUUGGACCUAACUUUUUCAUUACAAUACACUCAUUUCUUGAAGCGUAGCGGAAAUCAGUUGCAAAUAAUGAUUCAAAGACGCAAACGAUAUAAACACAGAGCUAUUCUCGGCUUUAAGACACUAGCCUUUGGUGUCAUUAAUAUGGCAGAAGUAUUACAGAGAUCAACAAACUCGGAGGAGUUGGAACUGAUAGCCAACACCAAAGAGUUGGGCAAAAAUGCAACGAUUGCUCGUAUUUUAAUAUCGUCGCUAAAGAGUCAACCCAUAGAUCAAGAGUGCAAUCCUAAUAGUCAUCGCGUAAGAGUCCCGUUAGACAGUUCAGCUGAUGUCGACUCAGACGAUGAAGACUUCUCGUCCGGCGAAGAGGGCAGUGAUAGUGAAGAGCCGUCGCCAUCGGCCGGAGCACAUAAUACGACUCUUAGUACUCGAGAGCGCGUCAAUGAAUGGCGCCGUCAGGUGAAUAGGAAAAAUCGUAUGCUAUUUGCCGCUCGACAUACUGUCGGAUCUGAUACCAGCGCACAACGCAAUGACCGCAAUUUGAAGCAAAAAUUUAUAUCUCUGCUGAAGAAGUUUCGGUUACCCGACUCGGAAGCAUUCGAUAGUGAAGAGCAAUAUCAGGCGGCCAUUGAACAGCAACUUAUGGCUUCCGGUGAACUUCAGAACUCCAAAGACAUCGACGAGUUUUUCGAAGAAGAGGACAUCGAUGACUUGAGUGAUAGCGAACAUGACUUCGAUGAUAUCAGCAUAACAUCGACACCCAAACCCAGUCUCAAACCAUUUUUCUCUUCGUGUACUCUCAUAGAACCAGAACCUGAACCAGAGGUAUUGAAUGGUGACUUCAAAAAGCGCAUUGAAUGCGACAGUCAAGAGAACUCAGGACCCGAACAAACAGCCGACAGAUCAGACAUGAGCUUAAAGACUGAGCACAAGUCCUCUAACUCGAAGAAAAUCUCGAAAAAGUGGUUUAAAAUUUAAAUUAAUAAACCGCUGACACAAUCAUUCAUUAUUAGCAUUACAUAACAUAUUGUAAAUUAUAUAUUGUAUUGUAAUUUAUUUCUUUAAAAAUAUAUGUCACCUGAGAAAUGAGUUUUUUGUUUUAUA